AUCGGUUGAAGCGCUCAUAAGGAGGCAGCACAGGGGUUUGUUGUUGUUUUUUAGUAGUGGAACUAGAUCGUCGACAUUUUUAAAAAGACCUGAUCUGGAAAAGAAUUGGAAUUGUACAUUUCGGGAUCCUGACGUCUUUUUUUUUUGUAGACGCAGUAAGGGAAGGUUUUAGGUGAAUCCAUCUGCUGAGGGGGAAAAAAGAUGAGUAGCCAGUACCAGUGCAGUGUUCCAUUCGAAGCCAGGAGAUUGGAGGGGGCAAGGGUUCGUGCCAAACAUCCUGACAAAAUUCCGAUCAUUAUAGAAAGAGCUGCUAGGUCCCGUGCCCCUGAACUUGACAAAAAGAAAUACCUUGUUCCCUCAGACCUAACAGUUGGCCAGUUGUGCUUCCUGAUCAGACAGCGAGUAUCCUUGAGGCCAGAAGAAGCAAUCUUCUUUUUCGUUAAAAAUUCCCUUCCUCCUUCCAGCUGCCCGCUUUCUGUUUUGUAUGAGGAACACCAUGAGGAGGACCUGUUUCUGUACAUGACUUACAGCAAUGAGAGUGUGUAUGGCGCCUGAGCGGAAAAAAAUUUUUGAAUGGUUGGAAGAGGGAGCCAGUGAUGGACUUUGGGCGUGUGCUAGAGGAAGGGAUGGACUUUAAACAGUGGUGUGGCGACGUUUUUAUUGUUUUACCACUAUUAAUCCGUUUUGUUAUGAAGCUGAGCUUACAGUGUUGAACAUCAGCUUGGUUUAAAGGAUGUAACUGGUUUGUGUUUAAACUACUAUGAGUUUAAUUACAUUUAACUAUGUAAGUAAGGUGUUGUAAUAUAGAUGGAGGUAAUGGAGGGAGAGAAGAGAUGUAAAUUACAGGAAAAAGUGAAUGGGGACACUUCGAUGACUAUGGUGCAGUGCAAAAUGACCCCACAAUUCCAUGACUCUGUGCCAGGAGUGACUCAUCUGUAUUUAAUGAAAAUAUAUAUAUAUUUUUUUUUGUAAAGGUAAAUGAUGGAUUUUGUGGUCAAAAAAAGAGACAGACAUGCAGUGUUGUGCUGGUGUGGGUUUUAUUAAUUUAUCUAAUUUUCAUGAAAUUAAAGUAUGUGUUAUGCACAAAACAUAUCAGAAUUCAGAACCUACCAAACUUUCUGGCCCAUUUCCAUACCCUUCCAUGUUAUAAUAACCUCAAUUCUUCUGGAAAGGCUUUCUACUAGAUUUUGGAAUCUGGCUGUGGAGACAUCCUGAGAUUCAACAAGAAAAGCAAUAGCGAGUUUGGGCAGUGAUAAGGAGGCGUGGUGCACAGUCAGUGUUUUGAGGGUGUUCUCGUCAGGGCUCUGUGCAGGAAACUGUUCUUCCUCUCCAACCCUUGCAAACCAAGUCUUUAUACUUGCUUAGUGCAUAGGAGCACUGUCAUGUGGAAAAAGAUUGGGCCUCUUAGUUCUGAUGAAGGGAAUCAGCAGUUUGGGGAAGAACAACAUACAGUAUAAGUGUGAUGGUCAGGUGUCCACAAACCUUUGGCCAUAUCAUGUAUGUAAAACACUACAAAAUCUACCUUGAAUUUCCAGUAACUAAAAUUACAACAAAUUACCAACAUAACAGCUUCAUUGAGGUAUGACUGUUAAGCAGACCCCAACAUCACAGAUUUGAUAUUUCAGAGCAAAUUACACAGAGUUUCAAAGCAGCCACAUAGUGUGUGUCUGAACUGCAGGUUCAUCUUUCAUAAAAUCUGAAUCAUUAUUAAAUGUUUUCAGGGGAACCGUCUUAAAACCUGUGCCAGUGUAAUGCAAGGACAAACAGUAUCAGCGAAGAGUAACAGUAGUCACCACUCUAAGCUUAUAUAAACGCACAAACAGACAUAAGCCAUCAAUGCAAGAAUUUACUAUUCCCUUUAAUAUUGUGUUGAUUUUUCAAAAAAAAGUAUUUUACCAUAAAAAAAAACAGUGAGACAUGAGUAACUGUUUAUACAGAAAAAUGAAGAAACCUCUCAGUUUUCUGAAAUUGAAUAUAAAAUAUGUAAUAACAACAGUGAUUUUUUUCAAUAAUAAAGAAUUUUAAGAGUAGUUGAUUACAUUUUGCUGCUGUUUUUCGGCAACAAUUUUCCCUUGUAGUCAGCAUUGUUAGCAUGUGUGUAGCUCACUGGUUUGGUGUUUGGGGCUUAGAAAUAGUUCAUGAAUCAGGAGUAGCCCAUGAAUGAUGUUCAGUCCAUCCACAUGUUUCUCUCUGACAAUAAUUACUUUUCUUUCAAUAAUAGCAAUAGUAAUCAAUAAUAGCACCCUGGAGUGUUUUAUUCCUUUUGUGCCAUAGCAGUUUGCCUAUUAUUACAAUUUUUCAUUUGAACCAUACUUUAUAUUUGUCUUUCUUAAAAACAAUAAACAAAAAAACAAAAAAAAUAACAACACAGUAAAACCAGAAGAAAAGUACUAAAGACUUUCCUGUAGUAUAAACGUUCUGACUGUUACAAAGCACUAACCCUUUAGACUACUUCCAAAAAUGUUUAAAUAAACAAUACAUAUUUUAAUCUAUUUAUUAUUAGCUUUGAAUUAUUUUAGAGCACCCACCACAAGUCACAGCAAGUGAGCUGUAUGUAUGUAAUAGAUAACAUAUUAGACCAAGCUCAUUAACAAAAUUCUGUGAUUUGAAUCACAGUCAGCUUUAGUGUCAGAGCUGCUGAUGUAGAGAACAACACCAUCUGAUGAAGCAACACCAUCUGACUAAUCAGUACGAGUUAACGUAGAUGUCCGUAUCAGAAAGAGGACAUGCUUCACCAAAAAAAAAUGUGUAGCAAUAUUGCUCUAUAAUUUCUCGAUAAUACGAUAAGAUAUAAAACAAUACACUUCAAGAUCUAUAAUAAUAAUGUAUAAAUAAUAUUAGUUAAUGGGUAUUUGCAUAUUUAUUAUAUUCUGUCAUCAAUAUUUUAAAGAGUAUGUGAUUAGAUUAAUGGAACCUUAUAGCAAUUUUAUAUUAAAAUCAGCCACUGAAAGAGUUAACUCUCAGUGCUAGACCAGAUAAAAUGGGAUGGUCAUCCGGUGUAAAACCUGUGCCAAGUCAAAUAUUUGGACAAGAUGAUUGUCCAAGAUGAUUUGAGUGGCCAAACCAAAAAUAAAUAAAAAAAUCCCAAUAAACAUGGUGGGAGUUUGUAUGUGUGUGACUGGGGUGAAGUAUGUCUCACAGUUGCAAAGAAACAACCAGGUAAAAUUGGGGUGGGGGUGGGGCGUUUGUAUGCAAAUAUGUGAAAUGAACCAUUUUUAUUGCAUAUGUUGAUUAUUGUAUAUGUUGAUUUAAAUUUUUUUUUCAAUUUUAACUUUAAAAUGGUAAAUUUUACCAGCAACAUAACACGAGGGCUACUGGAACCUUAUAGCAAAUUAAAAUUUUAAAUAAAAAUCAGACACUGAAAGAGUUAACUCUCAGUGCUGGUCCCAAUUCCAGAUAAAAUGGGAGGGUCAUCCGGUGUAAAACCUGUGCCAAGUCUAAUAUGUGGACCAAAUGAUCUGCUGUGGAAAGCCCAAACUGAGAGUAGCCAAAAGAACAAGAACACCACAAUAUCUGUUCCAGUCAUGCAAAAUGGGUAAUUCAUGUUUAAAACAUCUGCACAUCUGUAAGGACUGGACAUACUGACAUCUCACUAUUAAAAUUAAAAUAAUAAUAAUAAUUAAAAUAUUAAAACUGGUUCAAAAGCUGCUUUUUUAGUUUACUGGAAAGUUAUCUAGAAGGGGAAUGAAUUUGUAUUCAUACUGAUAAUAUUGAAUAAAAAAACAAGCUUUUACUUGAACAACUCUUUAUUUAUCUGACAAAUUGACCCAAUAUAUCAUGUUAAAACUUUGAUAAUGUAGGUCAUCUAGUUUGAAUCAUUCAAAUCUCAUGCAAAAGUGCUGCUGAUCUACCUGUUGCUUACUGGUCUCUAUGUGGGCUUUUCUUAGGUCUGGAGGAAGUCCUCAAACACUUCUAGUAUCAAUUAAAGCAGCGAUAGUUGAGUAGCUUUAGUUGCCUAAGAUUUAUAAGAACUAAAAGCCAUUAUGAACACAGAUGCUUAUGUGUGGAAGUUUGUUGAAGGAUUGGAGGGAGGAAAUGUGUAAAGAGAGUGUUCCUCUCUGGCUUGUUUUCUUAUUUGUGACUGAUAAGCAACUUGCUGCUCAGCCUGUGUGGUAAAAUCCAAUUUUUUACCGCAUUACGGGUUUUUUGAUGCCUUUGCUUUGGGUCACCACUGUGCACUGGACAAUGGGACCCUGUACACUUUGUACACUAUGUUUCUGCCUAAAGCUACAUAUAUAGUCAUCAGAAGUUUGAGCAUUCAAAUCCCAGGGGCCACCAAGUAGCUGCAGAUGAGCUUAACCCUCACGUUCUUUGUAUUUAAAUAAGAUAAUUAGAAGCUGCUCUGGAUAAGAGCAUCUGCAAAAUGCUGUAAAUGUAUUAAGAAGUGAAAAGAGAGUCUUUAUCUGCAAGGGCAUUGAGCUGGAGCAGCCUGAGGUGAGGCAGAGGAGAAAAUCUGUGUUAAUACUGGAGGCAAAUUAAUCUGGACAAUGAUUUUUGUCCAGUUUCCAUGGUUUCUAAUAGUUGACUAGGAACACUGACAUUCCAAAAAAAUUCAACUAAACAGGAAUUUCCUUUUCCAUAGUGACCAUAACUUAUUUUGAUUAAAUUCAGCAGUCAAAAGAAGGGAGUGUCUGGGCAUUGUUUUAGUAUAAAAGUGUGAUAAGGAAAUGUGGAAAAGCAAUCAAGAUAGGGGAUAAGUAUGUAUUAGGGCUUUGAGAAUUUCUCUAAACAGUGAGUCUCCUGUUUCUUUUUUUGUUGAUACAUACAGGGGUUGGACAAUGAAACUGAAAUGCCUGGUUUUAGACCACAAUAAUUCAUUAGUAUGGUGUAGGGCCUCCUUUUGCGGCCAAUACAGCAUCAAUUCAUCUUGGGAAUGACAGAUACAAGUCCUGCACAGUGGCCAGAGGAAUUUUGAGCCAUUCUUCUUGCAGAAUAGUGGCCAGGUCACUACGUGAUGCUGGUGGAGGAAAACGUUUCCUGACUCGCUCUAAAUAAUAUUUAGAUCUGGUGACUGUGCAGGCCAUGGGAGAUGUUCAACUUCACUUUCAUGUUCAUCAAACCACUCUGUCACCAGUCUUGCUGUGUGCAUUAUCAUCCUGAUACACGGCACCGCCUUCAGGAUACAAUGUUUGAACCAUUGGGUGUACAUGGUCCUCCAGAAUGGUUCGGUAGUCCUUGGCAGUGACGCGCCCAUCUAGCACAAGUAUUGGGCCUAGGGAAUGCCAUGAUAUUGCAGCCCAAACCAUCACUGAUCCACCUCCAUGCUUCACUCUGGGCAUGCAACAGUCUGGGUGGUACGCUUCUUUGGGGCUUCUCCACACCGUAACUCUCCCAGAUGUGGGAAAGACAGUGAAGGUGGACUCAUCAGAGAACAAUACAUGUUUCACAUUGUCCACAGCCCAAGAUUUUCACUGCUGGCACCAUUGAAACCGACGUUUGGCAUUGGCACGAGUGACCAAAGGUUUGGCUAUAGCAGCCCGGCCAUGUACAUUGACCCUGUGGAGCUCCUGACGGACAGUUUUGGUGGAAAAAGGAGAGUUGAGGUGCACAUUUAAUUCUGCAGUGAGUUGGGCAGCUGUGGUUUUAUGUUUUUUGGAUACAAUCCGGGUUAGCACCCGGACAUCCCUUUCAGACAGCUUCCUCUUGCGUCCACAGUUACUCCUGUUGGAUGUGGUUCGUCCUUCUUGGUGGUAUGCUGACGUUACCCUGGACACCGUGGCUCUUGAUGCAUCACAAAGACUUGCUGUCUUAGUCACAGAUGCACCAGCGAGACGUGCACCAACAAUUUGUCCUCUUUUGAACUCUGAUAUGUCACCCAUAAUGUGUGCAUUGCAAUAUUUUAAGCAAAACUGUGCUAUUACUCUGCUAAUUAAACCUUCACACUCUGCUCUUACUGGUGGAAUGUGCAAUCAAUGAAGAUUGGCCACCAGGCUGGUCAAAUUUAGCCAUGAAACCUCCAACACUAAAUUGGCCAGUGUUUCAGUUUCAUUGUCCAACCCCUGUACAUGGAUUUGUCAUUGUUUUUGAGAAAAAGUAGUACAGCAGUUACAUAAGUCUCUUUUUCUGUUUUUUUUUUCCCUGUCUGACAUCACUGAGUACUUAAGAAAAAUGAAACCGAAGAAAGUGUGAGACCAUGAACACUGACAAAGUAACUGAGAUGGAGGUGAAAAAGCUCACUCCAGUAGAAAUACAAAACGUUAAGGGUGCUGAAAAAGGCAAAAUGGGAGAAACAAAAG
Hemibagrus wyckioides is the source of this 6236-nucleotide messenger RNA. RefSeq lists its product as uncharacterized. Bases 202 to 555 code for a protein of 117 amino acids. Gene Ontology annotation, cellular component: autophagosome membrane; cytosol; autophagosome. The record is from RefSeq and is a predicted model, not a curated record. Gene Ontology annotation, molecular function: GABA receptor binding; ubiquitin protein ligase binding. Lineage: Eukaryota; Metazoa; Chordata; Actinopteri; Siluriformes; Bagridae. Gene Ontology annotation, biological process: autophagy of mitochondrion; cellular response to nitrogen starvation; macroautophagy. The transcript has 5 exons.